AUGGAUGGGAUGUUGGAUAAGAAGGCGAUUCUGACCCAGGACCCCCCACCACCGGAGACAGGGACUGUAACGGUGCAGCAGAGGGGUGAAAAGCAGUCCCCGGCUCCCCCACCCGCUCUGAGCCCGGUCCCCCCUGACGGUCGUGGGGCGGAUGCACUAUCGAAGGGCGUCUCAGGAGACCCACGCAGAUUCUCCACGUCGGAGAGGGAUGUGGAUUGUCCCAGCCGGAGAUCUCUGCCUGGGGAAGAGGUUCGUCCCAGCGAGGAGACAUCGCUAAUUCUCCCGCCCCUGACCACUGAGAAAGCAGGGAGAGACUCCACACCCCCGCCCUCGGGGGGCCCUGCGGUCACCCGCUGCCCUGAGCGCUGGAGGGACAAGCAGCGUCUGGGCUCCACCGCGUCUGUCUGCAGCCACCAGAGCUGUAAAUCCACCGCCUCGCACAUCCAGGAGGUGGCUGGGGAUGACCGCUGCGCUCACUGUGCCCUGGCCUGCCUGUUCUGCGAGUUCCUGGCGCUCUGCUCCCUGGCGCUGGAUGGCCUGGGCUGCGGGGCGCUGUGCCUGGCGGGGGGCUGCUGCGCCAGGGGGGACCCCCCGGGUCAGGGCUGCGGGGGAGGCAGCUGCCCCUGUGGAGGGGGGUGCGGACUCCUCCAGGACUGCUGCGACUCCGCGGACUGCCUGGAAAUCUGCCUGGAGUGCUGCUCCAUCUGCUUCCCCGGCUGACCCAGGGGCUGGAGCUCACCCCCCACCCCAGCCCCUCACAAUCCCACCCCAUUCCUGGCUCUCUACGGGCUGAGCCCCGCCCCAUCCAACCCAGCCGGUGAUGUCAUUGGAUGGACUGAGCCACGCCCCAUGCAGCGUGAUGUCACCCAGUGGUCCAAGCCACACCUCCACUUAUGAUGUCAUCUAACAGGACGAGAGCCAUUGGAUGCUCACCGGGGACGUCCUCACAAUGCAAGAAGCCCCACCCAUCUUACUGGGGCCUCAUCAGAGGUGGUAAGCCACACCCCCAUUGGUGGUGAUGUCCCUGGGUGAUAAAGCCACACCCCCUUGGUGGUGACAUCACUGAGUGGAACAAACCACACCCUAUUGGUGACAUCACUGUGUGGAACAAGUCACACCCUAUCUACUGUGAUGUCAUCAAAGGUGUCUAGGCAGAGUGACACCAUCAAAUAGCCCCAGCAAGGGGCGGGUCCUGCAGGAAGCCACGCCUCAUUAAUUGUGACAUCACAUGCACCAAGCCACACCUCUAUGCAGUGAUGUCAUUGAAUGUGUGGGUGUGGCUGCCAGAGCUCCGCUUCCUCUGCUGUGAUGUCAUCAAAUGGACUCAGAUGUCCCCAGCUCUGCCGGUGCCCCACACUCCCGACCUGCAGCCCCUGCUAGCCCAGCCCUGGGCUCCCCCCCAGCUCUGCCGGUGCCCCACACUCCUGACCCGCAGCCCCUGCUAGCCCAGCCCUGGGCUCCCCCCCCAGCUCUGCCGGUGCCCCACACUCCUGACCCGCAGCCCCUGCUAGCCCAGCCCUGGGCUCCCCUUCCCCACUUCACUUAUGAGCCGGCUAAAGGUGGGUGCCGUGUCUCCCAGGAGGAGGGUAAUCGGGGCUGGGUUGGGGCGGACUCCCUCCAGAGAGCUGGAGUCCCGGUUCUACCCUUCUCACCCCCACGGAGACGGGAGGACGCCGUGGCCCCCAAAACCAGCCCCUCCCCCGGCCUCAAAGAGCAGCAGGCAAAGGGGGAGCCGCCCCCAUGUUCGUUCUCUUUUAAAUAAAUCGCAUGAGCUCUU
This is a messenger RNA of Malaclemys terrapin pileata, 1777 nucleotides long. Its product is annotated as myoD family inhibitor-like. The record is from RefSeq and is a predicted model, not a curated record. The coding region runs from base 1 to 720 and encodes 239 amino acids. NCBI's taxonomy places the organism in Eukaryota, Metazoa, Chordata, Testudines, Emydidae. The transcript is spliced from 6 exons.